Macroventuria anomochaeta is the source of this 621-nucleotide messenger RNA. RefSeq lists its product as uncharacterized. The transcript has a single exon. Lineage: Eukaryota; Fungi; Ascomycota; Dothideomycetes; Pleosporales; Didymellaceae. The record is from RefSeq and is a predicted model, not a curated record. The coding region runs from base 335 to 550 and encodes 71 amino acids.
AGGCGCGUUCGCACACAGAUUUUGCUGGAGGAUUGCUGGCGAUUACAAUCGACGCGCCCUGGCCCACCUCAGCCUCAAGCUAUGAUUAGCUUUAUUGGCGCAAUCCCGCAUAGCUACGGUUUGGUGACGUCCCUCCCCAGAAUUCGACGAUGCAGCAGGUCAAGCUGACCCAUUUUCGAGCCAUGGGUGCACUUUUUGGCCGGCGUCAAACACCCUGGGUCCGCUGCUCGCAUUCGCCAUUCUCAAUGGCGUAGCAAAUGGUGUAUACUUCACUGUCUUUCCCACAGUUGUGGCCAGCAUCUUCGGCCCUGGACGAGCGGCUGUGGCGAUGAGUAUGUCGAUUACCGGAUGGACUAUCGGGUACCUGCUGGGUGCGCCUGUCGCGGGUUACAUCUUGCAGGCGUCAGGAGGGCAGGAGAGGGCUGGACAAGGCAACAUUGAUGUGUAUCGCCCAGCAAUCUUCUACGCGAGAGGAGUAGCUUUAGUCUCGAGCAUGUGUGCGCUGUUGGCGAGACUGAACAUGGCCAAGAAGGUUGCCAAGAGGGUGUGAAGCCAGUGCUGUAUUCGCUUGAGGAUGUAGAUACCACAUUGGUGACCUCCACAGGGCAUCCUUACAACCAC